ACCAGGGCGUGGGUGGGGGUAGAUUCGUAAACAUCGUAGGUAUAAAUAUUGGGUUUAUCUCGUCUUGAACUUAGUUAUCAGUUAAUUGUGCUGGAUUAUCAACCACGAGCAAAAUGAAAGUGGUUUUCGCUCUUGCUGCCUUGGUCGCUACUGUUGUAGCCGCACCACAAGGACCCGCCACCGAACCUAUCCCAAUCCUUCGGCAGGAACAGGAAGUCAACUUUGACGGUUCAUACAAAUACAGUUACGAGACCGGAAACAGUAUAACUGCUGAGGAGCAAGGUUUCCUGAAAAACGCCGGUCAGGCUGACCAGGAAGCCCAAGUUGCCCAAGGACAGUUCCAGUACACGUCGCCCGAAGGCCAAGUGAUCCAACUAUCGUACAUCGCUGACGAAAACGGAUUCCAACCCCAGGGCGAGCAUUUGCCCACUCCACCUCCAAUUCCACCAGCGAUCCAAAAAGCUCUCGAAUACUUGGCUUCGCUUCCUUCAACCCCCGAACCCACAAGGCGAUAGGAUUGUGUUAAAUCGAAUUUAAAAGACAUGUAAUUAAAUUAUUCAGGUAUUAUUAGACUAAAACAAUGCCAUUAUUUUGUACUCGAUUGUAUAGAAUGUUUUUUAAUCUAUGGAUUGUAUUUUUUUAUGAAUUGCACAAGGAGUGAUUGCAUUGUUGUCUAUUGCGACUCUUGUGCCAAAAAGCCAAUAAAAUUUCUAUUGGAA
Molecule: messenger RNA, 719 nt
Organism: Tribolium castaneum (red flour beetle)
Lineage: Eukaryota; Metazoa; Arthropoda; Insecta; Coleoptera; Tenebrionidae
Product: endocuticle structural glycoprotein SgAbd-8
Exons: 3
Coding region: 114-515 (133 amino acids)
Cellular component (GO): chitin-based extracellular matrix
Molecular function (GO): structural constituent of chitin-based larval cuticle
Source: RefSeq, a predicted model, not a curated record